AGUAGACAGCGCACACUCGACCCACAGGCACAGGCACGAGACACAGGGAACCCGAUAACAUAGGUACCUACCUAUAGGUUAUGCCGAUGCCAAAGGCACGAACAAUAUCGAGGAAUUCCCAAUCCCCUUCCCCUCUUUGCCAGCUCAAUGCCCACGCCGCCGUUCUUGCACUCAUGGCUCUUAGCAAUAUCCCGUGCGCCGAUGUACCUCCUACCUACCUGUUAGCCAACCUUGCCUACCUCGCCUCGUCCCCCGCCUCGCCCUCGCCCCUUCUACCGGAGCGCGCGCUUGCUUUGUUGCCUCUACCCGCCACGGACAUAGAGCUCUCUGCCUACGAGGAAAGUAGUGGAAAUACCUCCCUGCCGUGCGUCAGACGGACAGACGGCUGCCGAGGCAUGAAACGGCACGUGGGACACACACACACAGACACCCCUGUGCCCGUUCCUUUCAUUCCCAUCCAGCCAUCGCUUCAGUUCAUGCUGUGCCCCAGCAGCAUCGCGCUGCCACGUCUCUCUGGCGCCGCCCGUCACUUGGUGUCAUGGCUCUAGAGAGGAAACUCGUUGACACCCUCCCCCCUCCUCCCCCCG
Durotheca rogersii is the source of this 587-nucleotide messenger RNA. RefSeq lists its product as uncharacterized. The coding region runs from base 81 to 548 and encodes 155 amino acids. The transcript is spliced from 2 exons. Lineage: Eukaryota; Fungi; Ascomycota; Sordariomycetes; Xylariales; Xylariaceae. The record is from RefSeq and is a predicted model, not a curated record.